AUGUCAGGAGGAGUCGGGCCGAGCGCAGACAUAACCCUACCGAAGGACCAACAAGAGCAAGAACAAGGCCACAAAUUUGUCCAAGACAACAAAAAGACCCAAUUGCCACCGAAUUCCACCGCCGCCCCAAGAAACAGAGCAUCCCUCCUCAGCUUCUACCAGCUCAAUUCCCUCGCCGCGAUCAUCGUCCUCGCCGCCAGCGGACUCGUGGGGAUCUCCGACUUCGCAUUCGUCGUCUUCUCCCUCUUCUACAUCUUCCUCCUCUCCCGAUUCGCCUUCCCCCCGCUCCCUCAAAAGGACGCCAUGAAUCUCGACACCAGAUCCAGAACCCUCCGCCUCUACGUCUUCUUCGGUGCCGUCCUGGGGAUCUUCCUCCCCGUCGCCUACAUCUGCGAGGGGAUCCUCGAGGGGGACAAGGACGGGAUCAAGGCCGCCGCCCCUCACGUUUUCCUGCUCGCGAGCCAGCUGUUCAUGGAAGGCGUCGCCUUCUCCGACCGAUUCUCGCUCCCCGUCGGGAUCUUCGUCCCCGUAUUCUACAACUCCCGCCGCAUCUUCAGCCUCGCCGACUGGCUCCGCAGCGAGCUCGCGAAAUCAGAGGGCGUCGGUGGUGGCGGCGGCGGGAGGCUGUAUUUCGGGAGGGCUCUGGCGGUGGCGAACAUGGCGUUUUGGGGGUUCAACCUGUUUGGGCUUCUGUUGCCUGUUGCCGUACCGAUUUGUCUCAAGAAGUACUACGCCGCUUCUCUUAGCAAAGUCUCCAAAGACUGA
Linum tenue is the source of this 765-nucleotide messenger RNA. Lineage: Eukaryota; Viridiplantae; Streptophyta; Magnoliopsida; Malpighiales; Linaceae. The record is from the annotation of a GenBank genome assembly.